This is a messenger RNA of Parathielavia appendiculata, 342 nucleotides long. RefSeq lists its product as uncharacterized. The coding region runs from base 97 to 273 and encodes 58 amino acids. The transcript has a single exon. The record is from RefSeq and is a predicted model, not a curated record. NCBI's taxonomy places the organism in Eukaryota, Fungi, Ascomycota, Sordariomycetes, Sordariales, Chaetomiaceae.
ACAGAGAGUGAGAAGGUGAUUGUCACCUGAGGCACCUGGGCGUUUAAUCAGCGGGAAGAGGACCUGAAACGGUGUCUGAGCAAAAAGAGGAGGAACAUGCCACUUAUGAAGGUCGAGACGGACAACCUGUCGGUGGGUGAGUUUGUGGUGGCAGUGUUGAUGCCUGGCUCGAUCGUACGUCUUGGCGUCAGCAGUCGCUGGGCUUGCACGAACAUUAUGAAAUCUGUCACAUCGGGUCGUUGCCUCGACCCAGGCUGCGUCUCCAGGCAGUGAUACAAAAUGUAGUAAGAGUCUCUCUCGAUGUCGUAGGCCAGCCUCGGACUCUGGCAGCGUGUCAGUUUG